UAUAGAAUAAUAAUGAAAAUUUUCAGUAAGAAGUUAAAAGAAAAGAUAAAAGAAAGGCUGCAGCUCUAAAACCCCUUUAAAACCCUUUACAUUUCUGGUAGUGUUCGUUUUCAUUGCAUCAAAUUCUUGCAACAAAAAUUCCCUUUACCAAGGUUUUUGUCAUUCUCCAACCUAUAAGCUGUAAUUCUGGUUGUUUCUUGAGUUGAAAAAUGCCGGACAUUGAAAGGCUUGUGAAUGAUUUUGUUGCAAAGCUCAGUAAACGUAAGGUUGAAGGGUCACAAGCAACUUCGCGGCUAACAGCAGAGUUGCUUCGUUCGGUUGUUUCGUUGCAAAGACUGCCACCUACUAACUCAGCUGCAGUACUCAUUGAGGCUGUAAGGGGUAUAGGUGUUAAAUUGGUUGCUGCCAACCCCGUUGAGCUUGCUGUUGGAAAUAUUGUUAGGCGCGUUCUUCAUAUUAUCCGGGAGGAGGAUCUUUCUCUUUUGACCAGUAAAACGGGCGACUUAGAUUUAACUGCAAGUGAUGAUGAACGAACCAUAGACCACGAUUGUGGCCCAACUCAGUCUGCUGCUGCUGCUGCAGCUAAAAGUGUUUUACGGUCUCCUUCAUUGCAUGCACUUCUGGAGAAUAUGGAUAAAGCUGUACCGAGUAACAUAUACACCUCCUCUUCAGGUGGAGAUUCUGAAGAGAAAAGCAAAGCUGAUAAACUUGCCAGGACUCGGAAGUUAAAACAUGAUGUCAUUGAGGCAAUUAACAUAUUAAUUGAAGAUAUUGAUACUUGUCAUGAACUGAUCGCAGAACAGGCAGUUGAGCAUAUUCACCAAAAUGAAGUAAUACUAACAUUAGGUAGUUCAAGAACUGCCUUUGAAUUCCUCUGUGCCGCAAAAGAGAAAAAACGGUCUUUUCGGGUGGUUGUUGCAGAGGGUGCACCAAGGUACCAGGGGCAUGCUCUUGCAAAAGAGCUGGUAGCAAGAGGUCUACAAACUACAGUUGUAACAGAUUCUGCUAUUUUUGCAAUGAUUUCUAGAGUAAAUAUGGUUAUAGUGGGAGUUCAUGCAGUGAUGGCCAAUGGUGGUGUCAUUGCACCUGUUGGAAUGAACAUGGUAGCACUUGCAGCUCAAAAGCAUGCUGUUCCAUUUGUCGUAGUUGCUGGCAUUCACAAGUUGUGCCCUUCAUAUCCACACAAUCCAGAGGUUUGUCUGAAUGACAUGCGAUCCCCUGCUGAACUUCUCGAAUUCGGGCAGUUUUCAAACUGCAUGGAGUUUGGAAUGGAUAGUGGGGCUCCUCUUCAAGUUGUUAAUCCUGGUUUUGAUUAUGUGGCACCUGAGCUUGUCAGCCUUCUCAUCACCGACAUUGGAGGGCAUAACCCGUCAUAUAUGUAUCGUCUCAUUUCGGACUACUACUCAGCUGAUGAUUUUGAUUUGCAAGGGAGGAUAAAAUAAAUGAAGAAUGCUGUAUCUUGAAGCUGCUUACUGAAUUUAACCAAUACUUGCUGAUUUCAGAUAUCUUUUGGAAGGCUGUAGUCGACUGAUGCAGGGCAGGUGGCAACCAAAAAAUCAAAUGGAAAUUGUUAAAAGCUUUUGCUAUGUCUUUGUUAUUUACUUUGAAGGAUAGCUCUAAAUGAGUAUUUUAGCCCAAACACUUUCUGACCAUACUGUACUUUGUUCAGACCAAGUUUUGACUUGUUUAAUGUAAUGACCCGAAGGUGGUAAUAUUAUGUUGUUACGUUCUUGAUA
Lycium barbarum (goji berry) is the source of this 1736-nucleotide messenger RNA. RefSeq lists its product as uncharacterized. The transcript is spliced from 11 exons. The record is from RefSeq and is a predicted model, not a curated record. Gene Ontology annotation, cellular component: eukaryotic translation initiation factor 2B complex. Bases 210 to 1442 code for a protein of 410 amino acids. Gene Ontology annotation, molecular function: guanyl-nucleotide exchange factor activity; translation initiation factor activity. NCBI's taxonomy places the organism in Eukaryota, Viridiplantae, Streptophyta, Magnoliopsida, Solanales, Solanaceae. Gene Ontology annotation, biological process: translational initiation.